UGGAUGAGGAGAUCGAUGAGAAGAGAGUAAACCCUAGGAGGCAGCAGCAGACACACACAGAGGAGAACAGAGCAAACAGCCAAAGAUGGACAAGGCCAUUAAGAGGUUCAUUGUGAGGAACAUUGUGGAGCAGGCUGCUAUCAGAGAUGUUCAGGAAGCCAGUGUCUACGAUGGAUACACCUUACCUAAGCUGUAUGCAAAGACUCAGUACUGUGUCUCUUGUGCUAUCCACUCUCACGUCGUUAGAGUUCGAUCCCGCACCAACCGUAGGGUCCGUACUCCUCCACCCCGUUUUGUCAGACGCAAGGAUGAUGCUCCUAAGCCUGGACAACCAGGAAAAGCCCCUCGUCCAGCUGGUCCUGGAGCUAGUGCUGCACCCCGUGUCUGAAGCCUGCAAUCUGCUUAAACUAUAGCUUCAAUUUUCAAAAACGUUUGUUUUUCUUUUAUGUUGGCUUCAGAUUAUAUGGAUUAUAUUGCCAUGUGAAUCUCCAAGUGCUUUUUAGUAAUUUUCUUGACUUUGUUAUUAUUAUAUAAAAAAUUCUAUAGUUUUGCAAUA
This is a messenger RNA of Camelina sativa (false flax), 556 nucleotides long. The record is from RefSeq and is a predicted model, not a curated record. Lineage: Eukaryota; Viridiplantae; Streptophyta; Magnoliopsida; Brassicales; Brassicaceae.